Messenger RNA from Lactuca saligna, 1597 nucleotides. The record is from the annotation of a GenBank genome assembly. Lineage: Eukaryota; Viridiplantae; Streptophyta; Magnoliopsida; Asterales; Asteraceae.
AAAGCAACUCACACACACACAAACACACCAGAUUCUACAGAUUCUUCUCUCUGUGUCGUCUAUCAGAUCCUUCCGAUUCCAUCAAUAAUUUAUACCUUCUGCUCUCGCCGGCGCUCCAAUUUUUUGUUAAAUUUAUGUAUAUUUGUAUAUAUAAAUCGAUAAUAUCCAUGUACCUAUGAUUCUGUAAAGUUAGUGUCUCAUACUGGAGAUAUCAAGGAUCGAUCAUUAGUCGAAUCAAUAGAUGGCCACGGAUGAAGAAUCACCGCUUGUUGACCAGAAUCAAAAUGGAACUCAAACGCUUAAUCAUAGCAGAGACAUUCAUAUUCUGAGCUGGGCGUUCUUGUUGAUUUUCCUUGCUUACGGCGCUGCUCAGAAUUUGCAGAGCACACUCAACACUGAUGGAGAUCUGGGAACAAUUUCACUUGGCAUAUUGUACACAUCUUUCACAGUUUCUUCACUUUUUGCCUCUUCAGUUGUUAGAAAACUUGGAUCAAAGAAUGCUCUGCUUCUUGGUACUACAGGUUACUGGCUAUACAUAGCUGCAAAUUUAAAACCAUCCUGGUAUACAAUGGUGCCAGCUUCUUUGUACCUUGGAUUUGCUGCUGCUAUUUUAUGGGUUGGGGAGGGGACAUACCUUACCUCUGCUGCAAGGAGCCAAGCAAUUGAUCACAAGCUACAUGAAGGAACUGUAAUCGGUCACUUCAAUGGAGAAUUUUGGGCGAUUUUUGCUACUCAUCAGCUAGUUGGAAAUCUUUUGACUCUUUUUCUGUUGAAGGAUGGAACUGAGGGAAGUACAAGUGGCACAACUUUACUUUUCACUGUCUUUCUUGGCAGCAUGACCUUGGGAACUUUUCUAAUGGCAUUCUUAAAGAAAAGGGACAAUGAAGAAACAGAUGAACAAAGAGAUUCCUCUCUUAGUUUCUAUUCUUUCCUAAUAUCUUUAUGGAAGCAUGUGAUAACUCCAUUAUGUGACGCAAGGAUGUUAUUAAUUGUCCCACUUAUAGCAUAUUCAGGUCUACAACAAGCAUUUGUCUGGGCAGAGUUCACAAAGUUUUUUGUUCAACCAUCUCUUGGUGAGUCAGGUGUAGGUGGUGCCAUGGCUGUAUAUGGAGUUUUCGAUGCGAUUUGUUCUCUAGCUGCUGGUCGGUUUACAUCAGGUCUCACAUCGAUCACUGUGAUUGUUUCUGGUGGAGCUUUUCUUCAGUGUGGUAUAUUGAUCUGGCUCCUGAAUUACAGUGUGCCUACUGGUGCUCUUGGAGUAGUAUAUCCACUUCUGAUUGCUGCCAUAUGGGGAAUAGGAGAUGGGGUGCUCAUGACACAACUAAAUGCCUUGUUGGCAAUGUUGUUCAAGCAUGACAUGGAAGGAACAUUUGCACAACUGAAGCUGUGGCAGAGUGCUUCAAUUGCAGUUGUAUUCUUUUUGAGUCCAUAUAUCUCACUGCAAGCCAUGCUUUUUCUAAUGCUUGCUGCACUCAUCUUAUCAUUAGCUGCCUUUCUAUUCCUUGUGCUCAAUCUAGAAAAAGCUUUCUCCUCAAAUCACACUUAAUUAAAAAAAAAAAAAAAAAAAAAAACCUCUUGCUCUUUACCUUUACCUUCU